AUGGUUUCGAUCAAGCUUCAAGCUGGCAAUUAUUUGUUGUGGAAGAAUCUUUUUCUUCAUGUUCUUCGCAAAUACAAGCUCAUUGGCCUUCUCACCGGUGCUGAUCCGCCGUUGUUGAGGACAAUUAUUAAUGCUGUUGGUUGCAUUGUUGAUAAUCCUGCCUUAGAUCUGUGGUAUGAUAAGGAUCAAUCACUCAUGAUCUGGAUCAUCUCCACUCUCUUGACGGAUUUGCUAUCUCAUACGUGUCUUCAGAAUCUUGUCAAGGGGGAUCUGUCUAUGGUUUCCUAUCUACAACAGAUGAAGGAAAUUGAUGAUGGCUUGGGCGAUGCUGGUCAUCCACUAACUGAUGAUGAUUUGGUGGCUUACAUUCUUGCCGAUCUCUCUGAAGAGUAUGAUUCCUUUGUCACUUUUAUUGAAACUCAUCGGGAGAAAGUUUCCUUUGAUGAACUUCACGGUUUCCUUCUCGGUCGUGAAGCUGCUAUUCUGAAGCACAAACUCCGAUCCAAUUCCUUUGGACCUAUAGAAUCGUUUCAUGCUUAUGCCGCCACUCCUCGUUCUUCACAACACUUUUCUCACUCGCGUGGUUCCAACAACUCUAACUCUCAGCAUCGAGGUUUUCCUCACACUCAUGGUCUACUUCUGUCAUCGCCUUCCAAUUUUGCCCCAAAUUUUUCUUCUCCUCCACAAUUUGGUGCGCAAGGGUUUCACAGCCCCAAUUUUUCUCGAAAUUCGAGCCAUGGGGGUGGUAAUUCCAAUCCAGGAGGUUCUUCUUCAUUCAAUUCUGCUGAUUUUUCUUUUGGCCUUGUUCUUGUGUGUCAGUUCUACAACAAGAAAGGUCAUGCCGCUAACACUUGUCGCAAAUUGGGCCGUCUGUUCAAUGUUUAUGGCAGUUCAUCUUCUGGACCAUUUACUGGCUACUAUGCUAAUCCACAGUCUGCUGCUUCCUCUUCUUCUUGGAUUGUUGACUCUGAAUUUAUGCAACACCUCUUAUGCAAUAAUGAUAUUAUCCACAAUUUGCUUACUAGGAACAUAACUGACUUGAGUAAGACUCACAAUCUUGCUCAUAAUAGGUUUGAGUUUAUUCACUAA
Prunus mume (Japanese apricot) is the source of this 1089-nucleotide messenger RNA. The record is from RefSeq and is a predicted model, not a curated record. Lineage: Eukaryota; Viridiplantae; Streptophyta; Magnoliopsida; Rosales; Rosaceae.